Molecule: messenger RNA, 2622 nt
Organism: Neolamprologus brichardi
Lineage: Eukaryota; Metazoa; Chordata; Actinopteri; Cichliformes; Cichlidae
Source: RefSeq, a predicted model, not a curated record
CCAGUCGCUAGCUAGCUAGUGUAGUUCACCUGUCGCUGUGUGUUUGAUGAAGUGCGGAGCUAAGGGGAGAUGUGGUCCUUUUUCGCUAGGGAUCCCGUGAAAGACUUUGCGUAUGAACUUCUCCCAGACAGCCAAGAAAAGUCCGGAAUAUGGACUCUACACCGGGGAAAGCGAAAGACCACUGGAGAGCCAGUGUCUGUGUUUGUAUACGAGGUGGCUCAGGGCACAGAGCAGCAGACCCAGCUCGCCAAGGCUGCCUUCAAGCGUAUGAAGACCCUGCGUCACCCUAACAUCCUGGCCUAUGUUGAUGGGUUGGAGACAGAGAAGAGCCUCUACCUGGUUACUGAGCAGGUUACACCCCUGGCAGUCCAUCUGAAGGCACGGGCAGAGAAGGGUGGUGUUGGGGAACUGGAGAUCUCAUGGGGACUCCACCAGAUAGUGAAAGCUCUGAGUUUUCUCAUCAAUGACUGCCAUCUGCUCCAUAACAACCUGGGAAUAUGGGCUGUUUUUGUGGAUCGAGCUGGAGAGUGGAAGCUAGGAGCCCUCGACCAUGUGGCCCCUGAGCAGGGAGACCCAAGUGGGGUCUCGCUCCCUGCACCAAAGGCAGUUUACCCAGACAUGGAGAAAUAUGACCCACCAGAGAUGUCUAACAGCAGCGGAGAGAAAUGGGCAGGAGAGGUGUGGCGACUAGGUUGCCUGAUUUGGGAGGUGUUCAACGGGCCGCUGCCACGUACUUCUUCCCUCCGUUCCCUGGGAAAGAUCCCCAAGGUUCUGGUUCCUCAUUACUGUGAGCUGGUUGGAGCCAACCCCCGGACUCGGCCAAACCCUGCCCGCUUUCUCCAGAACUGUAGAGCCCCAGGGGGAUUCCUGAGUAGCAGCUUUGUGGAGAGCAACCUUUUCCUGGAAGAGAUUCAGAUCAAGGAGCCAGCCGAGAAGCAGCAGUUUUUCCAGGAUCUGAGUGACAAUCUCGAUUCUUUCCCUGAAGACUUCUGUAAGCACAAAGUCCUGCCUCAGCUGCUCACCGCCUUUGAGUUUGGCAAUGCAGGCGCUGUCGUCCUCACACCGCUCUUCAAGGUGGGAAAAUUCCUAUCAGCAGAAGAGUACCAACAGAAAAUCAUCCCUGUCAUUGUGAAAAUGUUCUCCUCCACAGACCGAGCUAUGAGGAUACGACUUCUGCAGCAGAUGGAGCAGUUCAUUCAGUAUUUGAAUGAGGCUGCAGUGAAUUCCCAGAUUUUCCCUCAUGUUGUUCACGGCUUCACAGACACAAACCCUGCCAUCAGGGAACAGACUGUGAAGUCUAUGCUGCUGCUGGCUCCGAAGCUAAAUGAGACCAACCUGAACCAGGAACUGAUGCGUCACUUUGCCCGGCUCCAGGCUAGAGACGAACAAGGCCCAAUCCGAUGCAACACUACCGUCUGCCUGGGAAAAAUCGCCUCCUACCUCAACGCUGGGACUCGACAGCGCGUUCUGAUUUCUGCCUUCUCUCGAGCCACAAAGGACCCGUUCCCUGCGUCACGCUCUGCUGGCGUGCUGGGCUUUGCGGCUACACACAACUACUACAGUGUAACGGAGAUUGCUGCCCGUAUCCUGCCCACCCUGUGUGCUGUUACUGUUGACCCCGAUAAGAGCGUCAGGGAUCAGGCUUUCAAAGCCAUAAAGAGUUUCCUUUCCAAACUAGAGACUGUGUCAGAAGACCCCAGCAAGCUAGCUGAGAUCGAAAAGGACGUAGCAUCGUCUGCUCAGCCUGCAGGUGCCUCGUCCAGUUGGGCCGGCUGGGCUGUGACAGGCAUGAGCUCGCUCACUUCUAAGCUGAUCCGCAAUGCUCCAGGGACGGAGGGGGGUACAGGCACUGAGGGAGGCGGACCUGCCGCUAAUGCCACCAGCCCCACUACUCCCCCUAGUGCCAGUGAUGGAACAGCCGCAACAGGUUCUCAAGACAAAAAUCAACAAGCCUCCCUGACUCACCACGGUGCCUCUAGUCGUGCCAACCAAUCACAGACUCUUGAAGUAAGAGACAACAAUGAUGAGCCUGUAGGAGACCGCUGGGAUGAUGAGGAGGACUGGGGAAGUUUGGAGGAGCCAGAGAAAGCUCAGACUGAGCCCGAUGACUGGAACACCGACUGGUCAGGAAUGAGUUCAUCCAAAAAGAAGGCGAGCCGCUCAUCCACCUCCAUGGUGGUGAAAAAGCAGAGCUCCGACUGGAGCUCAGGCUGGGACGCCGAUGACAGCUGGUCCAACGAGAAAGAAGGUCAGGGUCAGAGCUCUGCAGGCGAGGAAGGCUGGGGGAACGACUGGGGGGAGGAGGAGACCGACACAAGCUCGGCCAAUAAAAUGCUGGCCCUGCCCGAAGGUGUGCGGUUAGCCAGCGAGUACAACUGGGACAGCACGACAAAGGGCGCCAGUCAAAACGAUCUGUUCGCCAGCGUGUCCCAGAGAAACACAGCCAGCAUGUCUGCGGCCACGCCUGGAGAUGGCUGGGGCGCAGAGCCGACAGGAGACUGGGGAGCUGAGGAGAGCUGGGAGUCGGUAGAUGGAAGCCAGGGUAAGUCCAACAACGAGGUUACCUUAAUCAGAAAUGAGAUCCUGGAUUGUUCGUACCUCCUUUCAGUCGGGCAUUUUUAG